AUGCCAGACGAGCUUCCGCCUCCAAACACCCAGUCCAUGGUACCGAACCUCGGUGUCACUACUACGGAAGUGGAUCAAAUCCUGGCGGGGAUUGCGGGCCGGGAUGCUCUCCCUUCUGGCCUCCCCGCGCCCUCCAUUCGACAGACACCCAUCGAUGAAGUGGCCGGAAAUGAACGCAUCUUCGCCAUAGCCUUUCCCACGCUGUACCCGACGGGAGCCGCGGAUUUCAAUAUUCCCCGGGUCCGGUUCAGCUUGGAAGGAUUAUCAACCCAAUAUCCUGUUUCUCACAGGAAAGUGCAUGGCCGCCAGAGUGAAUCCACGGCCAUCACACAAUCUCAUUUCUACAAAGAGAGGUUCUCCGGUGCAAGUCGACUUGCAUGA
Messenger RNA from Sclerotinia borealis F-4128, 381 nucleotides. NCBI's taxonomy places the organism in Eukaryota, Fungi, Ascomycota, Leotiomycetes, Helotiales, Sclerotiniaceae. The record is from the annotation of a GenBank genome assembly.